AUGAAUAAGCGUACUUUGUCUCCUUCUUCGUCUUCUCGUCGCACUCGGGCCUCUACCUUGGCAAUUUUACCCGACGUUGACCCCGAACAUCUCAUGCGCCAAACGAAAAGAAUGAGAAUUACUUCCCAAGCUCCUGGUUUUACCCAGACUCCCACGGUUGACGCUUCUCGAAGGGCUCUCGACACCAUUAAGGAUCGAUAUCAAUCCGGUCCUUCUCGCGAUCAACAAUCGUCUCAUCUCGAUUACGAGGUCAUCGAGCAAUAUAUUAACUUCGAAGGGGGUGCUGGGCCAUCUGCCACUGGUGAGAACCCAUCUCCCGCCAAAUCCGUUGAAUCCGAACACGGCACCGCCGUUGAGAAUCAAAAUUCUCCUGGUAAUAAGUCCCCUGUGCCACCGUCUGAUUAUUCAGAGGGACUUGUCGAGGUUCCCGCUGAACUCGAAAUCAUUUUUCACGCUCCUCGCAAGGUUCCCGUCAAUGAUGAACUGGUCAAGGUUCUGGAUGCUCGAAAAGACUCGGAAAUUGGUGAGAUUCCUAUAGAAUUCUCUACUCUCUGGGCCAAAAUGACCUUCUCCUCUGUUGUACGGCUCUGA
Tremella mesenterica DSM 1558 is the source of this 591-nucleotide messenger RNA. RefSeq lists its product as uncharacterized. The transcript is spliced from 3 exons. The record is from RefSeq and is a predicted model, not a curated record. Bases 1 to 591 code for a protein of 196 amino acids. NCBI's taxonomy places the organism in Eukaryota, Fungi, Basidiomycota, Tremellomycetes, Tremellales, Tremellaceae.